This is a messenger RNA of Anolis sagrei ordinatus, 4403 nucleotides long. RefSeq names its product transmembrane protein 200A (gene TMEM200A). The record is from RefSeq and is a predicted model, not a curated record. Lineage: Eukaryota; Metazoa; Chordata; Lepidosauria; Squamata; Anolidae.
CCUUCCUUCCUUCCUUCCUUCCUUCUUCCCUUCCUGCCUUCUCCCCCUUCAUGGCUCUUUCCCCAGCCAGAGCCCCGCUCCGAAGGCGGAGGGCGGAGGAGGAAGCGCUGCGCGGCUGAGCCAAAGGAGAGAGCGAGAGGGAGACGCUCCAGAGGCGGAGGAGAGCACCGGGGAGCCCGCCUCACCUGCUCCAGAAAAUGGAGAGAGUGGGACCCUGUCUGAUUUCCCUGGAGAGGGAGUUCCAGAGCCAAGGAGCCACCAUAGAAGACCCUUUCCCUCGUCCCCAACAACCGAGCUUGUGAGGGUGAUGGAAGCAAGAGAAGAGCCUCCCCAGAUGAUUGUAAAGUUGAAGUGAGAAAUUAUGAUUGCAACUGGGGGAGUCAUAACAGGACUGGCUGCAUUGAAGCGGCAAGACUCUGCCAGAUCCCAGCAGCAUCUAAAUCUUGCAACAUCACCAGCUAAUGAAGAGCAGAAGCCAGUCAAGCGCCGACCUCGGGCAGAUGUUGUUGUGGUCCGAGGCAAAAUUCGACUUUAUUCCCCAUCAGGAUUCUUCCUUGUUCUGGGAGUGCUCGUUUCUUUCUUGGGUAUUGGUAUGGCCAUUCUUGGAUACUGGCCUCACAAGGAUCUUUAUGCAGAGUCUGAAGACAGUUUGUCACUCAAUGAGACUCAAGGCAUAGGAAAAGAAAGUGGCAUUAUAAUCCGUUUCCUUGAACAGCAUUUACAUUCUGAUAAAAUGAAAAUGUUGGGACCUUUCACGAUGGGCAUUGGAAUCUUUAUCUUUAUUUGUGCAAAUGCAAUGCUCCAUGAAAACCGUGACAAAGAGACAAAGAUCAUACACAUGAGAGACAUCUAUUCCACCGUCAUUGAUGUACAUACCCUGAGGAUCAAUGAACAAAAGCUACUGAAUGGUGCCUACGCUGGUUUAGUGGGAGAGAGUGAAGUCAAGCAAAAUGGAAGCUCUUGUGCAUCACGGCUGGCUGCAAAUACAAUUGCACCUUUCUCAGGCUUUGCAAGCAACUUCCAAGUGGAAUGCAAUGUUGAAGAGGAUGACAUUUCUGUGAGCGAUAGCAAAAAUACCACUAGUCUUUUGCCACCUUUGCUGAUUGAGCGCUCUGGUUCAGUCUUUGGCCUUUACCCUCACUCUGGGAAAACAAGGGAUGACAGAAGUAGCAGUUCUCUAAAAUGUGAAACAAAAUCCAUCGUUUCAUCCUCCAUUAAUGCUUUCACUUUACCUGUAAUUAAACUAAAUAACUGUGUUAUUGAUGAGCCAAGUAUAGACAACAUUACAGAGGAUUCUGCAAGCUCUAGAGGCAGACCUAAAAAUUUGUCCAUGGACUCUUUAGCUGUCCCACUGACAGAUGCCAACGACAGCUACAAACCCACUGGUGGAUUGAUACCAAGAAACACUUUAUAUGGAGAUUCUACAUCAAAUCAUUUCAAAUCGUCUAUGACUCUUGGACCCAGUGCUGGAAAGCUUUUGUCACCUGGUGCAGCCAGAAAACAGUUUGGGUCUAACACCUCUUUGCAUCUUUUGUCUGCACAUUCAAAAUCCCUAGAUUUAGAUCGGGGCCGUUCUACUCUCACUGUACAAGUUGAACAAAGAAAACAUCCAAGUUGGCCAAGACUGGACCGUAGCAACAGUAAAGGUUAUAUGAAACUAGAAAACAAAGAAGACCCAAUGGACAGGCUCCUUGUGCCAUCGGCCACAGUCAGGAAGGACUUUACUAAUAAAGAAAAGCUUCUUAUGAUUUCCAGAUCUCAUAACAAUUUGAGCUUUGAACAUGAUGAGUUUUUGAGUAACAACCUAAAGCGGGGCACCUCUGAAACAAGGUUUUAACAAUUAUAUGACUGUAGUUUAUGUAUUUCAUGCCAGUAUUUUUUUAAAGACAAAAUCAGACUAUUUUGACAUGAUUAUAGCCAGAUGUUCCUUGUUUCUGUUUCUUGCUUUGUUUCUAGUACAAGUCUGUUUUUUAAAAAAGGAAAAACCAAAUCGGAUGAAAAUUGCCUUGUGUUAGCAAUGGUUAUUUUUCACCUCUGCCAACUGUUUAAUGUCAAGAAGCUUGUUCAUCAAGACACAGUACUGGCAGAAUGCCGAUGAGAUGAUGUUUGUGUUAGAUGGUAACAGGAUGGUGGAUUGAGAAUUGACAUCUUCGUAAUUUACAACUGCAAUACUGUAGAUUAUCAUUGCUUGAUGUAUUUGGGUGCCUCAGAUCUAUUUUCUUCCAUCCAUUGCUCUUUUGUUUCUAUAUAAGCAUGCUAUCUGUCAUUGCUGUGAAUCAACAAUAAGAGCUGACUUAAUAAGUAUCAAAAUUCAGAUCCGUCAUUACUGGCAACAUUUUAAGAAUGCUGAUUUUAGAUAAAGAUGCAGAUGAAUGCAAGGUUUGCAGAAGAGCCGAACUUAGCCCUAGUCCAGAGUGAGACUUGAAGUACACCCAAUGAAAAUGUGGGCUGUUUUUCAUUUUGAAAGGCAGAUCCACAUUUCUAUGUUCUUCUGUUUUUAAAAGAAAACUGUUUUCGAACCACUAAUUAAUUUCAAAAUAAAAUGUCCUUGUAGUCUGGGUGUUGCUGUUCAACCAAUGUAAGUCCAAAUCUAUCUUGAACAUGGGAAAGAAUCUGCAUGGCUCUUUAGGUUCAGACUAAAAAGUAGGUAAUGAGCAUAAUCCACAGGGCGUAUCCAUCUAUUCAUGCAGUAGAUCCUCCAGUUAUUUCCCCAGGUUUGAUUAAAGGAUACUCCCAGUAGCUUGUGUCUAUUUAUCUUACCUACAAUGAUAAUUUAAAAACUAAUUGAACAAUAUUUAGUAAAUCUGUUACCAUACUAGAUAGGUUUUAGGAGCAAGAAAAAAAAUGUAAAGACUGAAAAUCAUUUUUGUCAACUUGCUAUAAUCAACCUGAUGUCACUGUUAUGUCUAAAAGUUGAUCCAUCAUAAUGACACAAUAACAAGGGAAUGCAGUAAGAUAGACACCCAAGGACAGGAUUCUCAGCCUUGGAUUCCCAGAUGUUGUUGGACUACAUCCUGACUAUUCACCAUUCUAGAUGGGUGGAAGUUGCAGAUUGUGAUAAAACAAGAUGGCUAUCUGAUUGAUAAGACCAGUGCUAGCAACAAAACCCGCCUCUUAAAUUGGUAUUGUCUUUAUAUAGCAUCUAGGUAGUCUUUUUAAAGAUGAGUAGUGUUAUUCCUGGCAUCACAAGAUAGUUGGAGUGCUAAUUAUAUGGGAUAUAUAUGAAACCCUGCCUGACAAGAACGGGAUGACAGUGAAUUCAAAAAGGAUAUUUAAAUAGCUGAUGUGUGGAGAACAGGUGUUUCUCUGUACAGCUUAACUUCUUUCCUGGCUUGGUGUGAAUUAAAAUACAAAUGCUGCAGUUUGGAAAUCAUGCCAGCAUUAAAUAUGAAACUUCUGUUGACCAUAUGUUCAACAAUCCUGUUCAGGUAAGGAUAAUAAAUGUGUGAGGAUGGAGAGUCUGCUAUCCCCAUUCCUCUUUCAUUUCCAUCCCACUUCACAUAGGAAAUGGUUGUCUGAUGCGGGGAGCCUCCUUUAUCUAUGAGUUCAGAAAAUACGUAUUAUGAUUCAUAGAAUUAUUGAGUUGGAAGAGAACUCAUGGGCCAUCCAGUUCUGCCAAGAAGCAGGAAAAUCACAUUCAAACUUUCAUGGAUAAAGGAGGAUGUCUUCUUCAGAAAGCCCAUCUCUAUAUGAGACCAACAGAAGCAAUCAUGGAGAGGAUGGGACUAGCGGGUUUCUUUUAUGUUUAGUGUCCACACUUACUGAAUACCUGAACUGGGGUUAGAAAUAAAACAUCACUCAGUGCAGUGAUAAACUGCACUGUGAACUGUUUAAAGAGUGACACUUUUUCUGGCAAGUAUUUUAUCUCCUCCAGCUGGGUCACCAUUAACGCUGAAUUUUAGUGCUAAAGGAAUCAGUGAUGUGACUAGCUUUACCAGAAAGGCUCCCUUUGUUACACUGAGGGAAAUACAAUCUUGAUCUUGGUGACUGGUCUGUUAUACUCCAGUCUGCCCAUGAGGUUUGGCCAAUAAUAUCACAAAAUUAAAUUGUCAUUUUAGCAGGUGUUUCAUAUUUCAACUUAGUCUAAAUAACUCAGGAAUUACUAUAAUUGCUGCUCCCGAAACAACCAGUUAUUUCAAAAUGCUGUGCUUCAGUUGAUUGCAGAAGACAAAAGAGAGAUUUUUUCUAUAAUCGUCCAGCUCCAUAUUCUAACAAUGUGCUGUUUCUGUAACAAAAGCAUUACUUGCCCAGUGAAUUGAGGCAUAGUGUUAACUUGUUAGAAUCUCAAGCCUAUAUAUUGUAACAGAGUUGGCUAAAUAUUUUGCUAUGAAGCUUUUAAUAACUUUCUGGUCAGUGUUCUUAAUAAGUUUGUUAUUUUUUUAAGUAAAAAAGAAAGAAAGAUA